CGCCGCGGCUGGAACGCUGGCUUCGGGGACCCAGCAGCGGACCGUCCGGCGCCCGGGACGUGCAAGCCGGGACCCCCAAGCAGGAUGACUUUGGGAAUCUUUGCAAAUUGUAUAUUCUGCUUGAAAGUCAAACACUUACCUCGCCAACAGAAGAAAAAGCUGCAAGCUGAUAUUAAAGAAAAUGGUGGAAAGUUUUCCUUUUUGUUAAAUCCUCAGUGCACACACGUAAUCUUAGACAAUGCUGACGUCGUCCUGAGUCGGGGUCAACUGAACUCCAUCCAAAAGAAUGAUGUCCAGAUUGCAAACCCAGAUUUCAUCUGGGACUCUGUCAAAGAGAGGAGACUAUUGGAUGUGAAGGAUUAUGAUCCCAAGUCACUGGCUACAAUGCCACCGCCAAGUGGAAGGAGCUGUGCUGAGGUGGAAACAGAAGAUGUGUCUUUGGACAACACCCCAGAAAAUGAGAACACCCAAGACACUCAGGUUUCUGCAGAGAAUGUUGAGAUUCCUCAUUUUCUUGAAGACUUUGAAGUUGUGAAAUAUAACAUCUUGGAAAAGGUGGGCAUGGAUGGAGGCCAGGAGAUCGUGGUGGUAGAGUUGCAGUGUUCCCGGGCCCCAGGGCACUGCCCCUUUGUGAUAUCGGCACACUUCCUGGCCGGCAGCGCGCAGACGAGAAGAGAGAGCGCCGGAAAGCAAACCUCUGAAGGUGCCAGUGAAUAUUAUGAGCGUUACAUUGAGGACCUGAAGAGCCGAGGAUUUCUGCUCCAAGACCACUUCACGGCUGAAGCAACACAGUUAGCAUCUGAAAAGCUGCAAGCGUUGCUUUUGGAGGAGGUCAUAAGUUCAGGCACUCUGAGCCAGGAGGUGAGCCGUUUGGUGGAGAUGGUCUGGGCAGAAGCUCUGGGACACCUGGAACACACACUUCUCAAGCCAGUAAACAGCAUAAGCCUGAAUGACGUGAGUAAAGCAGAGGGAAUUCUCCUUCUCGUAAAAUCAGCUCUGAAGAAUGGAGACACAGCAGAGAAACUGCAAAAGACGAUGGCCGAUUUCUACCGGCUGAUUCCUCACAAGCACCCGGCAUCAGAAGAAAUUGACCUGAGGUUGUUAGCUCAGAAAGAGGACCUUUGUCAGCUAAUAAGAGACAUGGUGAAUGUUUGUGAAACUAACUUAUCCAAACCCAACCCACCAUCUCUUGCCAAAUACCGAGCUUUGAGAUGCAAAAUUGAACAUGUUGAACAGAAUACUGAAGAAUUUUCCAGGGUGAGAAAAGAACUGUUGCAGAGCAAUCACGGUGAAAGUCCAGUAGAUGUCUUGCAGAUAUUUAGAGUUGGCAGAGUGAAUGAAGCCGCAGAGUUUUUAAGCAAACUGGGCAAUGUGCAGCCUUUAUUUCAUGGAUCUCAUGUACGGAACAUUCUUGGAAUCUUGUCCCGAGGGCUGCUUUUACCUAAAGUAGCUGAAGACCGCGGUGUGCAAAGAACAGAUGCUGGAAAUCUGGGGAGCGGGAUUUACUUCAGCGACUCACUCAGUACAAGCGUUAAGUACUCACACUCGGGAGAGACGGAUGGCUCCAGACUCCUGGUUAUCUGUGACGUUGCCCUGGGGAAGUGUAUGGACUUAUUCAAGAAGGACUUUUCUUUAACUGAGGCACCACCAGGCUAUGACAGUGUGCACGGAGUUUCAGAAAUGGCAUCUGUCCCUACAGACUUUGAGGAUGACGAAUUUGUUGUUUAUAAAACUAAUCAAGUUAAAAUGAAAUACAUUGUUAAAUUUUGCAUUCCUGGAGAUCAAGUAAAGAACUUCCAUCCUCAUGAAAAUGCUGAAUUAGAGGAACCCAGAGCUGAGCCUUCAAAUGUUUCAAAGGUUGAAGAUUUCCAGUUACCAGACAUCAAGCCCCUCACCAGCGUCAAAGCUGGCCUUCAGGAUGCAUCUGCAAAUUCUGUCCCUCUUGAAAGUGUUCACAUCAAAGGAAGAAUAAUAGACUUUGUAGCCCAGGUCGUUGUUUUUCAGACAUAUACAAAUCAAAGUCACGUGCCUAUUGAGGCAAAAUAUAUCUUUCCUUUGGAUGACAAGGCAGCCGUGUGUGGCUUCGAGGCAUUCAUCAACGGGAAGCACAUAGUAGGAGAGAUAAAGGAGAAGGAAGAAGCCCAGCAGGAAUACAGAGAGGCUAUCAGCCAAGGCCACGGUGCUUACUUGAUGGACCAGGACACUCCGGAUGUUUUCACUGUCAGUGUUGGAAACUUACCGCCUCAGGCGAAGGUUCUCAUCAAAAUUACCUACAUCACGGAACUCAGCAUCCAAAGCCCUGUGGCCAUCUUCUUUAUGCCUGCCACUGUGGCGCCCUGGCAACAGGACAAGGCUUUGAAUGAGAACCUUCAGGAUACAGUGGAGAAGGUCUGUAUAAAGGAAAUAGGGACAAAGCAAAGCUUCUCCCUGGCUAUGUCCAUUGAGAUGCCCUACAAGAUUGACUUCAUCUCCAGUGACACACACGAACUGAGACAAAAGAGUACGGACUGUAAAGCUGUGAUCAGCACUGUGGAGGGCAGCUCCCUAGACAAGAGUGGGUUUUCUCUCCACAUUGGUUUGCACGAUGCCUAUCUCCCAAGAAUGUGGGUUGAAAAACAUCCAGAAAAAGAAAGUGAGGCUUGCAUGCUCGUCUUUCAACCAGAUCUUGCGGCCACCCUUCCUGGCCUCCGUGAGAAGAACGAAGUGAUUAUUUGUCUUGACUGUUCCAGUUCCAUGGAGGGUGUGACAUUCGUGCAAGCCAAGCAAGUUGCCCUGUACGCUCUGUCUCUGGUGGGUAAAGAGCAAAAAGUGAAUGUUCUACAGUUUGGCACAGGUUACAAGGAGCUAUAUUCAUAUCCUAAGUACAUUACAAGCAAAAAAAAGGCCACAGAGUUCAUUAUGUCCGCAGCACCUACCAUGGGGAACACAGACUUCUGGAAAAUUCUCCGCUACUUAAGUCUCCUGUACCCAUCUGAAGGGUUACGGAACAUUCUCCUCAUAUCUGAUGGGCACCUCCAGAGUGAGAGUCUGACAUUGCAGCUUGUGAAAAGAAAUACCGAGCACACUAGACUGUUCACCUGUGCUGUUGGUUCUACAGCAAAUCAUCACAUCUUAAGGACCUUGUCUCAGUAUGGUGCUGGAGUAUUUGAAUAUUUUAACUCAAAAUCUAAACAGAGUUGGAAAAAACAGAUAGAAGCCCAGAUGAGCAGGACCCGGUCCCCGGGCUGCCACUCUGUCUCCGUCAAGUGGCAGCAGCUGGGCAGGGGCGCCCCCGAGCCUCUGCAGGCUCCAGUCCAGCUGCCUUCCUUGUUCCAUAACGACCGGCUCCUGGUCUACGGAUUCAUUCCUCAGUGCACACAGGCAACUCUGUGUGCGUUCAUCCAAGAGAAGGAAUUUUGUACAAUGGUGUCGACUACCGAGCUUCAGAAGACGACUGGGACUAUGAUUCACAAGCUGGCAGCUCGGGCCCUGAUCAGAGAUUAUGAAGACGGUGUUCUCCAUGACAAUGAAACCAAACACGAGAUGAAGAAAAAAAGCAUGAAAUCUCUGAUUAUUGAACUCAGUAAAGAAAAUUCUCUGAUUACACAAUUUACAAGCUUUGUGGCAGUUGAAAAAAGGGACGGUGAUGAGAUUCCUUUUGCUAAUGUCCCAAGUAUUUCAGAACUUGUUGCCAAAGAAGAUGUAGACUUUCUGCCAUAUGUGAGUUGGCAGGAAAAGCAGCCAGAGGCCAUCGUAGCACAGGCAGAAACUGAGUGUUCAGGACCAAUGCAAGAUGAAGUCAUCAAUGGCAGCAGACUGUUACAGGUGCCUGAAAUAAACAUGAAAUACCCUGCAGCUGGAGCUACAUCAAACAGUUUUUACUCAGCUGAGCCCUUUCCGGUCUCCUCUGAAGAGAAUGAGAAACAGCCACUGCUACAUUUUGCUAAAAAAUCUAAAAAAAAGCUAAAAAUAUGUCAUGUAGCACUUAAUGGCUCUCCUGAAGACUUGAUCCCAAAGCCAUGGUCGCAUGCAUCAGCAAGGUUUCCCAAGGUCCUCUCGCAAGGGGAAGACGUGGAACAGCCAUUGGGUGGGAAUCGCGUGGCGUCAAUGAAAAAACGGGGAUUUAAAAAACAGAUGGCGGCUCAGCCACGAAGAACGGUGCCUGCUUCCGUGGGUUUUUCUGCUCCUGCAGUCUCGGCUGGACGUCCCCCUCUCGCUGGUGGCCCCCAUCUUCUUCCCCGUCCCCUUCCCCCUCCCCCUCUCUCUGGUCCUACCCCUCUCUCUGGUUGCCUCCGUCUUCCUCCUCCUCCUCUCUCUGGUGGCAUUCCUCCUCCUCCUCCUCUCUCUGGUGGCAUCCCUCUUCCUCCCCCUCCCCCUCUCUCUGGUGGCAUCCCUCUUCCUCCCCCUCCCCCUCUCUCUGGUGGCAUCCCUCUUCCUCCCCCUCCCCCUCUCUUUGGUGGCAUCCCUCUUCCUCCCCCUCCCCCUCUCUCUGGUGGCAUCCCUCUUCCUCCCCCUCCCCCUCUCUUUGGUGGCAUCCCUCUUCCUCCCCCUCCCCCUCUCCUUUUUGGCAGCCAUCUUCCUCCUCCCCCCGGAGAAUUCAUCCCACCCAUACUGGGCUCACCUAAGUUCAGCCAAAGCCCUAAGCCUGUCGGAGGUACCAGCAUCUUCCAGGCCUCAGGAUCUUCUCCGGGGCAGCUCUUCGCAGGCCUUGGUGGUGUUACUACUCUCUCAGAUAGCGACUCUAGUUCAAAGGAUUUUGAUCUAGGGAAAGUUUCCCAACGCCCUCCCAAAGCCCCGGUGCCCGAUUCCCAUCAUGGGCCACAUUUUCUCACCUCCUUCAGGUCACCUCUUUGCAGUCCUCCUAAGGCACCUUCUGUCCCUCCUCUUCCCACCGAUGUUCUCAGCUCUGAGCUAAGUCCCUGUUCACCUGGUUUUCUAAGUUUCUCAGUCCCUCAGAGCUCUAAUUACAGAAAUGCAGAUACCAGAAUGGAUUCACUGGAAUCAGUUCACCCAUCAGCUGAUUAUAUCAGUGCUGCCUUGCUAGAUGGCAUUCUAGAAGAGGAUUUGCUUGCCUCACCCUGUGGAAGCUCUUUCGAAGCAGAAAUGGGUAAAGCAAGAGGGUAUAGACCAUGCCAUCGAAAGAUUUCAGAAAGGAUUGAGAAAUCUUCUGUAACAAGGGACGCCUCCCCAGAGGAAGAUGAGGAGUGGGUAGUCUGUGAAGGAAGCUCUCCUGCACCGUGGACUUCACUCUUUGCUCUACAAACCGAGGAUGGUUUUUGGAAACUGACACCAGAACUAGGACUUAUAUUAAAACUUAAUGUAAAUGUUCUAUGCAAUUUUCUUGAAGAAAAAGGCAUUCGAUCUCUAGGUACAAAAGGAAGAGACUGUCUCCUGGACCUGAUUGCCACGUUGCUGGUACUGCAGUUUCUUCAUUCCAAGUUGGAACAAGAAGGAAUGGUUGCCAAAUCGCUGAUAAAGAUGGAUGACACCUUCAUCUCCAGGAAUAUUCCAUGGGCUUUUGAGAACAUUAAGAAAGCAAGUGAAUGGGCCAGAAGAACAGAAGGGCAGUACCCAUCCAUCUGCCAACGGCUCGAGCUGGGUAAAGACUGGGAGUCAGUCACGAAGCAACUCCUGGGAAUUCAGCCCCAAGCCAACAGUUCUCUUUACCGAAUUCUACACUGCAAUCAAGGCUGAGCCCAGUGAAAUUGAAUUUUAAACAUUUCUCAUAUGUCUUUUUGUUGUUUUGUUUUUUAAGACAGAGUUUCUCUGUGUAGCCUGUCCUGG
This is a messenger RNA of Peromyscus leucopus (white-footed mouse), 5763 nucleotides long. It is a transcript of the gene Parp4, whose product is annotated as poly(ADP-ribose) polymerase family member 4. The transcript has 36 exons. The record is from RefSeq and is a predicted model, not a curated record. Gene Ontology annotation, molecular function: NAD+ poly-ADP-ribosyltransferase activity. Lineage: Eukaryota; Metazoa; Chordata; Mammalia; Rodentia; Cricetidae. The coding region runs from base 85 to 5673 and encodes 1862 amino acids.